AUGAGCCGAACGUUGCCGAGCCGGCAGGCCGAGGAGCUGAACAAGUCCAUCAUCGCCUACCUCGUCGCCAACAACCUCCCGAACGCGGCGGCGGCGCUGCGGCAGGAAGCGUCCCUCGGCGAGGACGUCUUUGACGCGGCGACGACGAAAAAGUACGAGUCCCUGCUGGAGAAGAAAUGGACGAGCAUCGUCCGGCUGCAAAAAAAGAUCAUGGACCUCGAGUCCCGCAACGGCUCGUUGCAAUCCGAACUUGACAACGCCACACCGACGUCGCUCGCUCGGCGGAACCAAGAUCCGGCCUCGUGGCUCCCGCGGUUGCCUUCGCGGCACACGCUCGAGUCGCACCGGGACACGAUAACGUGCAUCGCGUUCCAUCCCCGCUUCUCCUCCAUCGCCUCGGGAUCCGACGACUGCACCAUCAAGAUCUGGGACUGGGAGCUCGGCGAGCUCGAGCAGACCAUCAAGGGCCACACGCGCGCGGUGCUGGGCGUCGACUACGGCGGGCCGCGCGGCGCCACCCUGCUCGCCUCCUGCAGCUCCGACCUCUCCAUCAAGAUCUGGGACCCCGCCGACCAGUACAAGAACAUACGGACGCUGCAGGGCCACGACCACAGCGUGAGCGCCGUGCGCUUCCUCCCCUCGGCCUCGGGCGCGCAGUCGGGCAACCUCCUGGUCAGCGCGAGCGGCGACAAGACGUUGAGGAUAUGGGACGCGACGACGGGCUACUGCCUCAAGGCCCUCAAGGGGCACUCGGGCUGGGUGCGGGACGUGUGCCCCUCGCUCGACGGCCAGUUUGUCCUCUCGACGGCCGCCGACCACACCGCCCGGCUCUGGGACGUUUCCACGCCGAACCCCGAGGGCAAGGUGGUCAUGACGGGGCACGAAAACCUGGUGCGCUGCGGCGCCUUUGCGCCGCCGGCCUCGUACAAGCACCUCGCCCGGCUCGCGGGCCUGACCAAGGCGCCGCCGGCGACGAGCACGGCCGAGUUCAUGGCGACGGGGUCGCGGGACAAGACGAUCCGGCUGUGGGACGCGAGGGGCACCUGCAUCAAGACGCUCGUCGGACACGACAACUGGAUCACGUCCCUCGUCUUCCACCCGGGCGGCAAGCACCUGCUGUCCGUCGCCGACGACAAGUCCCUCCGGUGCUGGGACCUGAGCCAGGACGGCAAGUGCGUCAAGGUCCUCGACGGGGCGCACGGGCACUUCAUCACCUGCAUGCGAUGGGCGCCGAGCAUAUCCAGGGAGGUCAACGGCGGCGGCGCGGACCAGGCCGAGGGCGAGGCGACGGCUGAGUCGAUCCGGUGCGUGAUUGCCACGGGCAGCGUCGACAAGACGUUGAAGAUAUUUGCGAACUAG
Molecule: messenger RNA, 1359 nt
Organism: Drechmeria coniospora
Lineage: Eukaryota; Fungi; Ascomycota; Sordariomycetes; Hypocreales; Ophiocordycipitaceae
Product: Nuclear distribution protein pac-1a
Exons: 3
Coding region: 1-1359 (452 amino acids)
Molecular function (GO): protein binding
Source: RefSeq, a predicted model, not a curated record